Molecule: messenger RNA, 1366 nt
Organism: Rubroshorea leprosula
Lineage: Eukaryota; Viridiplantae; Streptophyta; Magnoliopsida; Malvales; Dipterocarpaceae
Source: the annotation of a GenBank genome assembly
CUGCUCUCCACACAGAGAGGGGGAGACUAGUUAAGCUAAAAUGGCCGGUUCCGGUGAGCAAGAAGCCUUGGUGGGUAACAAGCAGGUAAUAUUCAAGGAUUUCGUCUCCGGUUUUCCAAAAGAAUCGGACAUGUUUGUCACUACCGGCUCAGUAAAACUGAAGCUACCAGAAGGUUCAAGAGCAGUUCUUGUGAAGAAUCUUUACUUAUCAUGCGACCCUUAUAUGCGAGCCUUGAUGAAACCCCAAGAUGCCAAUUAUGGUUCAGUCUUCACUUCCUACACCCCUGGCUCUCCCGUUUCUGGAUUUGGGGUGGCUAAAGUUUUGGAAUCGGGCCACCCGGACAUCAAGGAAGGGGACUUGGUUUGGGGAGUAACCACAUGGGAAGAGUACUCUGUGAUUAAAGCACCCGAAACACUCAUCAAAAUUCAGCAUACUGAUGUACCCCUUUCAUAUUAUACAGGAAUUCUUGGUAUGCCUGGUAUGACUGCUUAUGCUGGGUUCUAUGAGGUCUGCUCUCCUAAGAAAGGAGAAUAUGUGUAUGUGUCCUCUGCGGCUGGUGCUGUUGGUCAGCUUGUUGGACAAUUAGCAAAGUUGACAGGCUGCUAUGUUGUUGGAAGUGCUGGAAGUAAAGAAAAGGUUGAUCUGCUCAAGAACAAGUUUGGAUUUGAUGAGGCUUUUAAUUAUAAGGAAGAGCAUGAUUUGAAUGCAGCUCUAAAAAGAUACUUUCCUGAAGGUAUUGAUAUUUACUUUGAAAACGUUGGAGGCAAAAUGUUAGAUGCUGUACUUCUCAACAUGAGAAUUCAUGGCCGCAUUGCUGUCUGUGGGAUGAUCUCACAAUACAAUAUUGACAAGCCUGAAGGUGUAAGCAAUUUGAUGAACAUUGUGUAUAAGAGAGUCCGUGUGGAAGGAUUUGUAGUCUUUGAUUACUUACAGCAAUAUUCCAAGUUUCUGGACACACUUAUCUCAUACAUCAAAGAUGGAAAGAUAACAUACGUAGAGGAUAUUGCAGAGGGUCUGGAGAGCGGUCCUGCUGCCUUGGUAGGACUCUUUAGUGGCCGGAAUGUGGGAAAACAGGUUGUCACAGUUUCUCUGGAGUAAUCAGCCAGCCUUGUUUGCUCAAGUAUCCACGCUGCUUAUGUGAAUGGGCGUUUUUCAUUUUGGAAUAAUAGGCAAAUAAGCCCACGAAAUUAUUUGUUUUUGGUCUGAACUCUUUAGUGCAUAUUGCUUUGAAUUUAUAAGGUAAUGUUGUUUUAAACAAUCUACAAUUGAUACCAAUCAUUUAUGAGUAAUGAUAGGGGGUCGAUUUUGGGAACGAAAACGGGGAACAAAAAGGAAAGAAAGGCAAAAUAAGAAAUUUGGAAUUCA